UCCUGUAUUUCUGGAAUAUCUGCAGAUGAGUAUUUCAAAUGUAUGUAAAGUCAUUUUUAAUUGCUUGAUAUUUUUACAUUGUGUACGAAUUAUUUCUGUGCUUUAAAAUGUGUACAAAGUCAGUUUUUUUAAAGCGUUUACAAGAUUUGCUGGAUCUGUGAAAGUCCUUGACUGUGGUUGGCUAUUCAUUCUGCUUUAUAAUACCACUGUUCCUAGAUGCCAGAGAUUUCAUCAAGCUGAUUCCAGACAUAAAGAUGAAAUUCACACAAAAUGUGCGAUCUUUGUGGUCAGUGGCGAGUGCUGGAUUAAGACCACAAAAUCCAGAUUAUUCACAGUAUACAAUGGUUAAACAAUCUGGUCUCUUGCCCUGAACAUUAAAUUUCCAUUGUGACACCCACGCUUUCCAUGCAAGGUACUUACAUUCAAAAUACAUCAUUUCAUCCCAGGUAUAUUUUUCCAAGACAGUUCAUGCUUGAUCUGUGCUUGUUUAUUUCCUCAUCUCAUAUAGAACACUGCAACUACUUUGACUUAAAAAGGAGGUCAAAGCUAUCAUUAGGGUGUGGUAAGAUAACACAAGAUAUCAGAGCAGUGUGCCCCACGGCUCUCCAAAUAUUAGAAUCAGAAUCAGGUUUAAUAUCACUGGCAUAUGUCGUGGAAUUUGUUAACUUAGCGGCAGCAGUACAAUGCAAUACACGAUAAUAUAGGAGAAAAUUAAGUACAUGUAAAUUACAGUAAAUAUAUGCAUAUUGAAUAGUUAAAUAAAAAAGUGCAAGAACAGAAAUAAAAGUGAGGUAGUGUUCAUGGGUUCAGUGUCAAUAUUAGUUGAACAUUGCAGCAGAAGGCAGGGAGAAGUUUUUAAGCACAACUGUGUUUCAUUGUUAUAUGUUGAACUCCUUGCACAGUCCCUCAGGGUCAACUUUCACUUCAGUUAUGUGGGUUUUAAGGCCAGUGUGGCAGGAGGUGAUGGGCAAGGUGGUGGGUAGUGGUGUGAGUUGGCAUGCUUUUUUUCCCAAUUGCAACAUUGUUUCUCAUUCUGAGUUAGGGUCUCAAGGUUCUCAGUUCGAUCCAAUACUUUCUCUGCACUGAGUGGACGCGGGGAUUCCUGGAUUGAUGCAGAUGUUCAAAGAAAUCCUGGAAACAUCUCCACUGUCCACCUAGUUGUAUCUUCCUGUGGCAAAGCUGCAAACUGUUUCCAUUUUAAGAGGUUAGUUUUGGGAAUGGUGAGACUUGCGGAAUUGGAGUUGAUCAUGCAUUCCCAUAACCAACGAUCUCACUUAUCUCAUCAAAAUCAUGUUCUCGUUAUUUAUAUUUGCAUUUGCACAGUUUGUUGGCUUUUGCACUCUGGUUGAUCUCUCAUUGAUCCUGUUAUAGUGACUGUUCUGUAGAACUGCUGAGAAUGCCCACAGGAAAAUGAAUCUCAGGGUUGUACAUAAUAACGUGUACAUUGAAAAUAAAAUUUACUUUGAACUUUUUAAUAAGGACUUCAUUUCUGGGAUAUUGGCCUGGGUGGGAAUGCUGAAGGUAGGUCAUUUGUCCAGCAGAGAACUCAAAGGAUUUUGCAGAGACCAUUUUGGUGAUGUCCCCCCAGUGCUCAAAGGUUCCUGCUGCAGGUAGGCUAUGUCACAGAAGCAAGGGAUCACUACUGCUUUGUCAGCCCCUAGUUUUGUGCCAAGUUUGAGAUCAAAGUGACUUCUGAUGCCCUGAAGCUUUGCCGGUGAUAGGAGAGGUGGUGAACUUAAGCCUUCACUGAAAUGUGUCUCCCAAGAUGUGAGAAAUCGUGAACUGUUUCCUCAGUUUUCUCUUGUCAGAGGGUGGUGGUGUGCAGCCAUCAGCUAAUUACCAAGAAAGAUAAUAAAUCCAGCUAUGGUAACAACAGAGAAGUCUCCAGGUGUCUGGCAGAGAGAUGGUUAUUUCUGGGUUCUGAAUUCUAAUGCAAAUUCUGUCCAUUAACAAGCAGUUGACAAGACCUUCACUGUAAGAAAACAUGCAGAAAUUCAAAGAGCAGCUGCAACUACUACAUGUGGUCUUUUCUGACCUCAUUCAUCGAUUGCUCAUACUCUGGAGAGUCGUCUGCAGACUUUGGCUGCUAUCGAAAUUUAUCUCCACCUCUGCUAGAAAGAAGGGUUUUGGUGUGGAAGUCCAUAGUUCUCUGGAUGUGUCAACACAAGUAAAUAGGGUGGUAAUAUGGCAUAGUUGCAUAGCGCAGUUUAUUUUGCAUUUUAAAUCAGUAUUACGAUCACCAAAGAUAUUGUAGACUGAAAGAUGUGCUCCACUAUUCUGUAUACUAUGUUAUUUCGCUUCACGUUGUCAUGUAAAACAUAAUCGUAAUCCCCAGGUCCACAAUUAAUCCCAACUCAGUGCAGACCGGUACAACACAGAUGCUUUGUCCCUUUGGUUUGGCCUGCAUGUUUUGCUGUACAAGGAAAAUACAUGGGGCAUAAGUGUUGGGUGUUAAUGACCGGAAAUAUGAAGGGAGAAAAGUACAUUUUUGUGUGGAAGUAAUUUAUGUAAAAUUCCAAAUUCACAUCUGGUGUUAGAAAAUAGUUUAAGAUCCUGGAUGAAAUGGUGCUUUUUUAAAAAAAUAUCUAGGCAAGAUAAAGUUAACUAACCUAAGUUAACAGUCAACCACAUUGGUGGGUCAGGAGAUGCACAUUGGGUAGUGAUAGUCAUUGUUACCAAGACCAGCAUCAUAAUUUCAGAGUUAUUGAAUGUAAUAAUAAGGUUACAUAUAAGGAUGAGAAGGAGGACAGAGAAAUGUGAAGUUCAGGGAGAGAAUUUCAGAUCCUAGAGCCUCUGCACCUGAAAUCACUCUCACCUGUUGGAAUGGUUGUAAUUGGGCAUUCAUAAGCCAGAGGGAACAACCAUUUCAAGGUUGUAGAGUUAGAGGAAGUGAAUUUUAUUAAGGGUAAAUGUAUCACGGGAUACCUUGGAUGUCAAUAGACCAACUAAUUUGUCAGGGAAUUUUGCAUUUCUAGAUAAUCACUUAAAUUUGUAUACCCUGCUAAGCUUUAAGUAACUUGAUCUGAAUGCAAGUUUUUAAAAAAUUUACUUGUUAUUAUUUUACAGUUUCGUAAUGAAAGUUUUAAAACAUUAUAUUAAUAUUCUGCAAAUUGGUAAAUUGAAUAAUAAGCAAUGUGGUAACAAACCACACAGUCUUGAGGUGAUAUGAUUUGGAACUAUUAACACAAGGAAAUAAAAUACUGUACCAUUAAUAUAUCAUUAUCUAGUUACUAUCCAAGGCCCUCUGUUGGAAAGUAUGAACCUAGCAGUUAAUGCUAGGAAUGGUUUUUAAUUUUUUACCAUGUCCUCUAAUCAAACAAUUGUUCAACACUACAUUGACCUGAUUUUUCUCUGCUUUUUUUUGAGUGCAUGGCAAAAAAAGGGGAUUAAAAAAAUAAGGCUGAGAUCUACAACUAAGUAUAAUUUUAUAAUGGAAAUGGAAGAAGAGUGAUCCGGACAUAAACCCUGCCUUACUUUAUAUUGGGUCCAUUUCUAGUUUGCUGGAAAAGAUGGCCCUCUAAUUGUUUUCUAGCUAUUUUGAAGGGAACUUGCAUCAAUCUCCAUCAACACAUUGAAAUGUAGAUCACCUAAUUCCAUAGCCAUCCAGAAGUAAAGACUACAGGGACAUGGCAGGAGAAUAGGUUUGAGAUGGGUUGAACAGCCCAAUUCUGCUCCUACGUCCUCGGAAACAUCUAUUGUGCAUUCUCCUCAGCAGCUCCCUGACUUGUCGAGUUCUUCCAGCAUUUUGUGUGUGUUGCUUUCUGCAUCUGAAGAAACUCUUAUUGAGUUAUUGAGGAGCUGAAUGUUUUCUGCUCCUGAUCCACUAUUGUAACUAUACCUUGAAAACUCAUUACUCCACCGUCGCUGGAUGUGAGCUUCGGCAUUCCUGAACCAGCAACGCUGCAGGAGUAUCUUCGCCUGACUGUCACCGCGGAUCUUAAGCGGCAGCUAAGUGCGGUACCGGGUUCGGUCGACGGGCGGCGCUACCCGCGCCCUGCGGUACCGGACUCGGGCGGCAGGCGGCGCUACCCGCGCCCUAUUUUAAGCAGCUUCGGGCUCGCGGCCGUUCAAUUUGCAACGGUUGUCUCUGGAAAAUGGCGGCGGCACCGUCGGACUAUCGGUCCGCAUUGCUGCGGCGGGAUCCGGCGGCGAUGACAGGCGUGCUACCGGUACUUUCGCCUCAGGAAAUUAAGCGGCGGCUGCAGAGAACCCGCAGGGCACUGAGUAACAGGAGAAAGAUCCUGGUGAAGCACCUGCCCCCGGACAGCGGCAGCCAGGAUGUAUAUGAAUUGUUGAAAGAUUAUGAAUUGAAAUACUGCUAUGUAGAUAAGAACAAAGGAACAGCUUUUGUUACUUUGCUGAAUGGAGAGCAAGCACAAGAUGCCAUUCACAAAUUUCAUAAGUCCAUUUUCCAAGGAAGGGAGAUAUCUGUUCAGCUACAACCAACAGAUAGCUUGCUUUGCAUUACUCAGCUACCGCAUUCUUAUACAGAGCAACAGUUUGAGGAGUUGGUCCACCGCUAUGGAAAUAUGGAGCGAUGCUUCCUUGUUUAUAGUGAGACUACUGGGCAUUCUAAAGGCUAUGGUUUUGUGGAAUACAUGAAGAAGGACUCUGCUGCUCGAGCUAAAUCUGAACUUAUGGGUAAACAGCUGGGAUCUUGCAUCCUGUAUGUGCACUGGACAGAUGUUGAUCAUCUGUCACCUGAUUUCCUUCAUUCAAAGUGCCUUUGCAUUGGUAAACUUCCCCAUGAGUACAAAGAUGCAGAGGAACUAACACAACUCUUCUCUCAGAUGUUUAAACCAGUUUUCUGUCAGCUUGCCCAGGGCUCAGGUAGCCAACCGUCCUUUGCAGUGGUGGAGUACCAGACUGCUGAUCAAACUGAAUUAGUUCAACGAUCCACUAAUGGAAUGCUUAUUCGGGGUAGCCAUGUCAAUGUUUCAUUUUGUGCUCCAGGGCUUCCAGGACGCAGUAUGCUAGCAGCACUUAUUGCUGCUCAAAGGCUGUUGUUAAACAACAGUAAAGGCCUCCUUCCUGCACCCAACCCUUUGCAGUUCAUAAACGCCCUGGGUAAUCCUGUUUUGCAGUUGCUCCUGAGACCUUACUUCAAUGGGCGUGCUGGCAAAAAAAGUAUGCUGGGGACUACCUGUGGCCUACCAGUUUUGCCAAAUCCUAUACUGACUGCAGCCCUGCUUCAAAUAAAUCAAGCACAACAGAAUGCUGCUUUAGGGAAUGGAUUGUUUCAGAAUCUACUCCAAAUGCACCUGACACAGCAACAACUGCUCAUGAACAAAGAAAAUCCAGCGAUCAACAAUAAGUCCAGUUUACUUGGAGAUCCUCCCUUGUUACUUCAGGGAGCUAUGGAGCUUGGAUCAAAAUUUACAUCAAAUCCUGGGAAAGGGGUUUUGGCUGAAUCAUCAAAAGGUAUUUCAGUUCCUGCAUUUUGCGCUGAACUUGCUAAAGCAGCUGCACAGCCAGCAGUGGGGACUUCACCAUUUUGGUCCAGUGAGAGGUCCUUGGGGCAAAAUGUGACUGAGCAGAAAACCAAGUCAAAUCUGGUCAUGGGGCCACCACCACUUUCUGCUCCUAUUAGACAGGCUCAUCUUCAAGGCAUUCCCAAUUCUGUUCCAGGUGGCUUUUUGGCCAGCCACCAAAAGGAGCAAACUCAACAAAGUACACCUAUGAAUGGGAACUUCUGGAAUGCUGCAGUGAGCAACCAAUCGUUAUUGCUAGGAGUCCCACCAAAUGAUCUAAAAAUACCAAACAAUCCCUAUCUUAACUUUUGCAAUAUGCUGCCAAGUCCGAAUUUUCAUGUUGGAAAUGCUAAUAAGCACACUCCUGUACAACAGCAUGAUGCAGUUCUGGAAUCCAUAUUGAAUCCAGCCAUUUCUAGAGCAGCCAAAAAGUUGCAGACAUCUGCUUCACAGUGCACAUUUGACUGUUAUGCUACGUAUGCACCCAACUAUGGGGAUUAUACACAGGAGACCAUACAACAGUGGCACCAGAAUUCUGUAACAUCUCACAACUCUUCUGAGGCAUUUAUUCCAGAGUGUGGAAAAGAACAAUGUGAGAUACCAGCACCAACUUUUGUUAAGACAUCAUUUGCUCCUCUUGAAACAUUCCAUAACCAGCAUUUAUCUACAAAUGCCGAUGUGGAUUAUGGCAUGGCUGUUCAAAUGAUGCCUUCAUAUUAUGCUGAGAGACAGUCCAACUUUCCUAGAGGUGUACGUACAAGCAAAAUUUAUAUGCAGGAUCCUCCAUCUUCAGCACAGCAAUCACUUACCCCAGGGGAUGGAAUCCUGGGUCCAGUGCCUUUGGGAAACAUAAUGAAUAAUAUCAAGACUUUAAUAAAGGAAAAAAUGGAGGAAGUUAAGGCCCAAGAUGUUGACUAUCAGCUGAUAGUUAAGGAGAAGAUUCCCAGAAAUGCAACAUUGGCACACUGUGGUAAAGACAAAUUGUACUGUACAGCUUAAAGAAUGCUGCAGUUUGUUCAGUCUCAAAACUGGAAAUCCCUCAAUUAGGCCUCUGAACUGUUUCCAAAUUUUCCAUUUUCUCUCACAUGAUCUGUCUCCACUGAUUCCUCAGUUAAUCGAUUCAAUACAUUCAUAAUUCCCUGCAUAAAAUACUUAAAUUUCAAAUCCCUGACCAGUUUACUUUUAUAUUUGAAGCCGCCUCCCAAUUUAAAAGUCUGUGGGAUCUAACACAUUAUUUUCAGGAUUGAUAUAUCCAAUCCUUUAAGUAACUUGCAUGCUCAAACAGAAUCUCCUUAAGCCUUGCACUUUCAGAACAAACAUACGUGAACACUUCACAGUUUCUGGUACCUUUUAUUCCUUUGUAGACUUUAUAUUGUUUGCUCUUUACUACUACUUUGAAUUUCUGAUUAAAUUGUAUGGCUGCGAGUAGAAUAAUGUAUAUUGCCUUAUUUGAUUAAUUUGUUAUAUACAAUUUUAGUUAUAAUGUUCAAAAUUAAAAUUGUUUUGCUGUCUGUCUCUGCAUUGGGCAUGUUAAUCCACUUUGAACUUUGAUAAUCAUCCUCAACUAAUACACAACAGGAUCUUUAUCAUUUUAACUAAUUCAGUAACAUCAAAGUUUGUGUUCUUAAAUAUUUUUAAUUUCAUGCACAUGUAGGAACUAGAACCAGUGCUGUGGGGAGAAAUGGGAGGAAGGAAGAAGCAGGAUGAAAUCUAUUUAUAUUUCUCAUAUUUUUUCAUGAUAUAGAAGCCUAUCAAGCUUAUGUCAGCUCACAGAGCAAUCCCAUUUGUGCACUUAUUUCCCUUUGACCAAGUCUCUCCUAUCUACCUAUCCGCUUCACACCUCCAGCUAACUCAAAUGCAGUCUACUACACUUGUGGUGAUCAACAGUAACCAAUUAACCUGCUGACCGGCCUGUCUCAGAUGUGAGAGAAAAUAAGAGAGCACACAGCAAGGAAGCCAAAGAGUCACAAGAAGAACAUGCAAACACCAUCCAGACAAUCCCAAUGGUCUGGGCCCAAGUUAAGUUCCAUGUGAAUGGAGAUACCAGCACCACUGGUGGUUGUAAUGACUGUAAAUUAAAUGAUGAGAGGACGGAGUGCACCUGGCUCUCUAAUGUAUUUAUGGAGAGAUGGAGUUUCCUUCUGAAUAAACUAACUAGAUUGGACGGAUUGUCCAUGGUUCUGCCCUUUGAACAACCUGCUGUAAUUCCAAUGACUCACAUUUUAAGUCAAUUGUAGAAGCUGAAAGCACAAAAAAAAAAGUCAUGCUUGAUGGUAAAGGUAAAAAAGUAUCAAGGGGGAGCACAUGCCACUGAUUACAGUGAAUCUAUUUCCCCUUGGGCUUUGUGCUUUCUUAUUUACUUCAUAUUGGAGCUGGAUACACUUCAGAUUACAAACCCUGUAACUGCUUGCUUACAAGCUGUGGGGCUGUGUCAGGAGUGACCUGUGGAGGAUUGUUUCGAAUACUUUGAGGCUUUCAGUCAAAUUCUGUUAGCUUUCUCAGAUAAUUGUGCAGGAGCACAGGUCUCAAGCUAGCGUAUACACUCAGCCCACUUUUAUGCUCUAUUGGCUUAAAGACAAAAAGAGCCCAAGUCUAUUGCCCAACCCAAACACUAAUACACAUCAUGUAUCAGGAUAAAACCAGAGAUCUGGUGUCCUUGGAGGGUCAGUUCAUCCAACUUUGUCCACUAUAACUUAUAAUCUAGGAGACAUACAAAUAUGCACUCAAAUAUUUUUAUUUACGUGGCAUUUUUCUUUCUUCCUCCCUCUCCCACACACACAUACACACAAACAGAAAACACAUAUUCAAAACACUUCACCGAGUUGAGAGGAAGUGGUUUCAACAAAAAAAAAGGCUGCUACUUCCUUAUAAUAGUAGUUUGCAAACAACACUAAAAACCUAGUAGCUUUAUACAAAUAAUAAAGUUCCCGUGAGCUAGAUUCUCCCACUGUGGUUGAACUGGAAGUUUACACUUUUGUGUAAAAGGCUGUAAGGGUAAAACUAGUCUUUAACAGUAACACGUAUACAAUUACUGUAUGCAUUACUAGUCAGCUUUCCAACUAAACUGUUUUCCUUUGCAUUGAAAUUACAUUGAAACCCUUUCAAACUUCAUCGAAAACCUGAAUGAAAAAUACUACAUUAUCAUACAUCCUGCCGGCCACCCAUCUUUCUAGAUCGCAAAGCAUCCAUCAAGGAUUAUUUUAAAUAUCUUCAAAAAUGGGUACGUUUAAAGAUAACAAAAUAAAUGGAAAUAGUCUGAGAAUCUGGAGAUCAAUGGUUCUGAUCUGAAUUCCCCGAACUUGAGAGAGAGAAAGACCAUCAAAUAACUGAAACAAAAGUGCUAUUUCCUGGUAGAUUGGAGAUAGAGGAGUUGGGAAUAGGGAUUUUAAUGACAACUCUUAACACUAUUUGAUUGAACAGCAACUGGUAGUGAGUGAUGUGAAGUUCAAAGAGUAUUUUGUGCAGCAAAGGACAGGAAAACUGACAGGUAUAUAUUCUUCGAAUAAAAUUCAAUGACAUUUUAGGGUCUGAUAUCUACAUUAAAACAAAUAUAUCUUUCAAAAGCCACUUGUCAUCUUCUGUUUCGUGCUGAACACUGCAUUUAAUAGUACAGCUCAAAACCUUUCUCCAAUUUGAAUUUUUCUCCCAAUUACACUCCAGCAAAAAUAUACCAAGGCAUCCCACAUAGGUAUCAUUGAACAAAAACUAACAUAAGACCCACAUUAUGGCUACUAGGCAAAUGACAGAGUAGGGUUUUAUAAUGCAUCUUAGAAGGCAAAAUAAAUUUGAGGCAGAUAAAAAGACUGGAACCCAGGCCUUGGCAUCUACUAAUGGAGAGGAAAUAAGAUUCAAAGACAAGAGGACAGAACUAAAACACUGCAGAAACUUGGUAAGGCUGCAGAUUACUGAGACAGGGAGAGGCAUGACCAUAAGGCAUUUGGAAUUGGGGUAAGAAAUGUAGUAUGGCUUAAUUGGAAGUAAAUUUGAACCAAAGCAGUGGAAAUGGAUGAAAACUGCAACACAGAGAUGACGAUGUUGUGGACAAACUCAACUUAAACCCAAAUAAAAAUAUGACUUGACCAACAAAUUACAUUCUAAUUACUUUUUCCUCUUCCAUGAUCAAUUUAUACCGCCAUAUUUAAGUUUGUUGACAACACCAUUGCCGUUGGCCAAAUCAAAGGUGGUGACGACUCAGCAUAUAGAAGGGAGAUUGAAAUUCUGGCUGAGUGGUGUCGUAACCACAACAUCUCACUCAACGUCAGCAAGACCAAGGAACUGAUUAUAGACUUCAGGAGCUGGAAACCAGAGGUCUGCAACCCAGUCCUCACGGGAAUCAGAGAUGGAGAGGGUUAGCAACUUAAAAUUCUUGGACCCAGCAAGUAAGUGCAAUUAUGAAGAAAGCAUGGCAGAGUCCCUAUAUCCUCAGGAGUUUGCGGAGAUUCGGCAUGGCAUGUAAAGCUCUGACAAACUUUUAUAGAUGAGUGGUGAGGAGCACCAUGGCUGGGUGUAGAAACACCAAUGCCCUUGAACAGAAGAAGCCAACAAAAAGUAGUGGAUAUGGCCCAGUCCAUCAUGCUUAAAGCCCUCCCACCAUUGAGCAUAUCUACACAGAAAACAGUUGUAGGAAAGCAUGAUUGAUUAUCAAAGCCCCCCACGAUCCUGCCAUGUUCUCUUCCCCCUACUGCCAGCAGGAAGGUGGUACAGGAGCAUCAGCUCCAGGUUCUGGAACAGUUAUUACCCCUCAACCAUCAGAUUCUUGAACCAAAGGGGAUAAUUUCAUUCAACUUCACUUGUCCCAUCAUUGAACUGUACCCACAACCUAUGGACUCACUACCUCCAGCUUUAUUAUUAUUAUCAUCUCAGCUCAAGUUGGUAAACCUGAGGUAAGGACAUAGCCAAAAAUGCUCAUUUCUCAAUUGCUAAGAACUUUCGGACUAUUCUAGUGGUGUGUAGUAUUGUGGCUUUCUGAAGAUUCACAUAUAUAUUACUGCUCGUUUAAUGCCUUCAUUGGUUAAUGCUAUGUGUAGUGCCUUUGAGAUGAUACCAGAUGUAGAUAUUACUCUCAGGACAAUGUACACCUGGUUCAUGUUCCAAGGUCUUUCAAUUUCCUCAUUUAAUUCAGCAUACUUACGGUGUAUUUAUUGACUUCUGCAUGUUAUGAGUGCUGGGAAUGGCUAUAUCUAUUAAAUAACUUGUUCUUUCUUGUUUAUCCUGUAUUAUUAUAUCCAUACAGUUAUUAUGGAUUUCAUUCUCUGUAGUAACUGACCAGUCAUAAUUUGUGGUAUUCUGAUUCUAAAACUGGAUCAGGCUUAUAUUUACAGCAAGGUGUGAUUUCAUUUAUGAGUUUGUAUUUUAAAGUAAGAUUUUGAUGAACAAUGUUUGCAACUUCAUUGUGCCUGUGUAAGUAAUCAGAUGUGUUAAACUGCUACAGGAUCCUGUAAGGUGUUGGAUUGCUUCUGGUUUUUCUUUGGCAUUUUCUGCACUUAGCAUCUUGAAUUUUUUGUGUCUUUUAUUAUGUAUUUUUGAUACUUUUUUGUGUUAUUUCUUUUUGUCUUUGCACAGUUUGUUGCUCUUUGCACAUUGGUCAUUUGACCAUCCUGUUGGGAACUGUCUUUCAUUGAUUCUAUUGUGUUUCCUGUAAUUACUGUGAAUGCCUACCGGAAAAUAAAUCUCUGUGUUGCAUAUGGUCACAAACAUGUACUUUGAUAAUAAAUUUACUUUGAACUUUGAAUUAGAUUUACAGGCUAUAUUCAUCCAAACUUCCACACCAGGAAGAUUACAUGGCUCAUUUAUUCAUCCUUCUAUUCUCAAAGCCCAAACCUUACCUUACCCUGGGAAACAAAGUCCUUAAAAUGACAGUACCCAGGAGACCCAUGUAUGAUUGUUACAUUUCUUUAAUUACAGCAAGCUCAUGUAGGCAUGCUUUGAAAUAAAGAGUGCAUUUUAUUUCUUCAUCUGUUUACUCUUAAUGGGUAAGAGGAGCCUUUUAUUUAUGAGUAAGUUUUUAUCUCCCAUAUGCUUAAUACUGCAACAGAUUGUCUAGUAUUGAUAAAUAAUGACACUGUUAAAUUUAAAUCUUGCAGACCUCACAAAAUCUGGUAGAGGACAAAUGGGAAAAGCAAAUCUAUUAAGAACAGUUGGAGCUAGCACUUGCUAACCUGGCAAGUGGGAAAUGAUGCAAUUUAGGAAGUCAAAUUGAGGCAGGGCAUUUGCAGUCAACAACAAGGAAUGUUGAUGAACAGAGAGACAUCGAACACUGAACUGAAUCCCUUUGGCCUACGGUGUUGUGCUGACCUUUUAAUAAAAUCAAUCUAACCCUUCCCUCCUGCAUAGUCACGUGCCCACGAAUCUCUUAAGCGUCCUUCAGGUAUCUGCCUCUACCACCAUCCCUGGUAGCACAAUGCAUGCACCCACCCCACUCUGUGUUUAAAAUAAAACUACCUCUGACAUAGUCCCACACACAAUGCUGGAGGAACUCAGCAGGCUGAGAUGCCCGA
Messenger RNA from Hypanus sabinus (Atlantic stingray), 11968 nucleotides. It is a transcript of the gene raver2, whose product is annotated as ribonucleoprotein, PTB-binding 2. Bases 4095 to 6470 code for a protein of 791 amino acids. The transcript is spliced from 16 exons. Gene Ontology annotation, cellular component: ribonucleoprotein complex; cytosol. The record is from RefSeq and is a predicted model, not a curated record. NCBI's taxonomy places the organism in Eukaryota, Metazoa, Chordata, Chondrichthyes, Myliobatiformes, Dasyatidae. Gene Ontology annotation, molecular function: mRNA binding.